This is a messenger RNA of Zingiber officinale, 1468 nucleotides long. Its product is annotated as ethylene-responsive transcription factor 10-like. The record is from RefSeq and is a predicted model, not a curated record. The transcript has a single exon. Bases 331 to 1296 code for a protein of 321 amino acids. Gene Ontology annotation, molecular function: DNA binding; DNA-binding transcription factor activity. Lineage: Eukaryota; Viridiplantae; Streptophyta; Magnoliopsida; Zingiberales; Zingiberaceae. Gene Ontology annotation, biological process: regulation of DNA-templated transcription.
UUUAGGUAGAUUCUGUUCCCUUUUCUGAUACGAAUCCGACAGGAUUUGGUAAUGUUUGGUAGUUUGAAAUGGACGUCUCGUGGAACCACAACGCUAGCGAAUCCGCAGUCCGAUCGCUCAGUGGUUUAGCAGAUUGGAUUCUGGAGAUUUGGUAGCCUUUUAGUAUUAUGAACAAUCUUGGAUUUUUGUCGUUGUUCUUCUGUAAAACAAUGGCAGAUUUUGUUUUGUUUGUUGGAUUCGUUCUUGAGGUUUUGGGAUGGUAAAGGUGUGAUUUUUAUGGCGGCUUCUUAAUGUUUUCAUGGCGGAUGCAGGUGAAGGAUUAGAGCGGCGAUGAAGAAGGCGGAGCGCGUUGUCGAGGCGGCGGCGAGGAGCGGGUCGUCGCGGGCGAAAAGGCGGAAGGUGGUGGAGGUUUCAGGGCCGCGGGUGGUCCGCAUCUUUUGCGUUGACCACGACGCCACGGAUUCAUCUGGCGACGAGGGGGGCGGGUGUCGCCGCGUGCGGCGGGUCGUGCACGAGGUUCCGUUGGAAGGCGCGGCGGAGGCCGAGAAGGGAAGAGCUGCAGCCAGGGCGAAAAGGCGGGCGGAAUUGCCACCGGCAGCGGCGGCGGAGGCUAAGGACGGUGUUGGCAAGGAGGGCGGCGAGCCGAAGUAUCGCGGCGUCCGGUGUCGGCCAUGGGGGAAGUACUCGGCGGAGAUCAGGGACCCAAUUCGGCGCAUCCGGUUGUGGCUCGGCACAUUCAACACCGCCGAGGAGGCCGCGAGGAGCUACGACUGCGCCGCCAUCAGGUUGCGUGGCCCUGGUGCCACCACCAACUUCCCCAUCGCGGCCGCUGCCACCAAGUCCGUCUCGUCUUCUCUGCCACCGCGGCGUCAUAAGUACUCAGACACCAACAUCGCCUCCACAUCCGGCGCGUACGACUCCGGAGAAGAAUCUCCUCCCGACGUCACAUCUCCGACCACCGUUCUCCGCGGCUUCGCCCCAUCCUCUGCCGCCACCGCCACCGUGCCGGAACAAAAGUUCAAACUCCCGGCUACGGCCUUCCCGGCCAUCCCGCCGCCGUUGGACCUGGGCGAGUUCCUUCUUUUCAAAGAAGAGGAGGCUGUCUUCGAUGGCCUGCUAAGCUUCAACACCCCGGAGCCGCUCGGUUUCUUCCACGACCACGACGCGCCGAUCGACUUCGUGGAGGAGGACUUGGACGACGCCUUUAUCGGCUCAGGGCUCGAGGACUUCACCUCCGAUGAUCUUCCCGGUGACAUUGCCGACUAUUUCGCUGUCGACCCCUUCGCUGCCGUCUGAUCCUUCACAUCCCUUCGCCGGAUAGCGAUCAAUUGGCCAUUCUACAAAAAUUAUCCGAUCAUUUAUUAUUUAUUAUUUAUUAUUUUUUAAUUAUUAUUAUUAUUAUUAUUAGUAUUAUCGUUAAAAAAAUGUCUCCGUUAAGCGACGUAACGGAUUCAGGCGAGUUUUCUAA